This is a messenger RNA of Xenia sp. Carnegie-2017, 13849 nucleotides long. RefSeq names its product dynein axonemal heavy chain 2-like. Gene Ontology annotation, molecular function: minus-end-directed microtubule motor activity; dynein intermediate chain binding; ATP hydrolysis activity. The record is from RefSeq and is a predicted model, not a curated record. Lineage: Eukaryota; Metazoa; Cnidaria; Anthozoa; Malacalcyonacea; Xeniidae. Gene Ontology annotation, cellular component: dynein complex. Gene Ontology annotation, biological process: microtubule-based movement.
CACAACAGUGGGAAACUCCGAAAAUGAAAACUACGACUGGUAGAAUUUCUCUUGACGGAUAACUUAAGGAAAAUUGCUGUUUAUUGUUUGGCAGUUAUGGAUACUAAAACUUUUAGUUGAACGUGAAAGUUAACAUUAAAUUUACCCAAACAUUGAGCGAAUGUAGCCCGACAGUUAGUUGGUCGUGGACUUAUGGUAGCUUUAACGAGACAUGGCUGAGAUAGCGGGAAGUAGCCCAGCUCUUGCAUCAGAUGAUGUCGCUCAAGUUGAACAUUCUGAAGAUAGCGAGCGAAAUAAGCUUGGACAGGAUACAGCCCAGGCAACAAAUUUUGGAUUGGCAGACUCAGCCGGGUUAAGGUCAGAUAAUAGCAUGAAAAAUACUGGCCUUAAUGGAGAGGAAACAACAGAUUUGACUGAUGUUUUUGAGAUGGUACCUUUACUUAAAAGAAGAGUAACUUUGAGCAAACUAAAACCUGACAUGUGGACUGCUGAACAUGAUGAAAUGAUAGUGCAAUUUUUAAAAAAUACCAACUUGACUGUUCUUAUUGCUUAUGUUGAUCCAAAUACUGGUUUUCACAUCAAUACUCAACCACCUGCUUUUAAAACAGAUGAAAUGUCAUAUUUGAUUCGACAACAAGGUGUCAUGAUUACAAAAGAUAAUAUUGCCAGGAAACUACAGUUUGGCACAAUCAAAGGAAAUCAUAUUGAAAGUUUGUUGAGAAUUAUGACUAAUGUAUAUGCACCAUUAAUUUUUGGAAAUAGAUCAUGGCCUAUCAGCAUAAAAAAUGAUUUUUGUGGACACUUACAUCGUUUCAUGGCAUCUCUUACUGAUGCAAGAUACAAAAUGCAAGGAAAGACUGUCUUAUAUAUUCCUAAUGAAAAUAAUAGUUUCACAGUCGAGCAGGCUGCCAAGAGUAAAGAGUAUGUUCAACGACUAGAAGCUGCGAUGAUUCACUGGACUCGUCAAAUAAAGGAAGUUUUGAACAGUCAAGAUGCUUAUGAAACAUCUGAAACAUCUGGACCACUGGAGGAAAUUCAAUUUUGGAACAGUAGAUGUGUAGAUUUGUCUGGUAUUAGUGAUCAGCUUGAUAAACCUGGAGUGAAACAAAUCCAAAAAAUUUUACAAACAGCAAAAUCAUCGUAUCUUGCUCCAUUCAUGAAAUUGUCCAAGCUCAUUCAGGAUGGAUCAGCUCAAGCUCAAAGCAAUCUAAAGUUUUUAUCUACCCUGGAGGAGCCAUGCAAAGAACUCGCUGAAGCUCGGCCUAAAAAUAUCCCUGCAUUGCUACCAAAACUUCUCAGUCUUAUUAGGAUCAUUUGGAUGAAUUCUGAACAUUAUAAAAGUCGAGAAAGAUUGACGACUCUCCUGAGGAAGGUGAGCAACGAAAUCAUCAAACGUUGCACCAAUACCAUUUGUUUGGACGAUAUUUUUGAAGGUCGUAUACAAACUAGUCUUAAUGCCUUAAGGGAAAGUAUAACUUGCUGUGAAUCGUGGAAGGAGACAUAUGCUAUGAUAAGUCGUGUUCAUAUAAGAUGUUCAUCUCAUGGUUGGAUUCUUGACCAGACCAGUAUUUUUGCCCAAGUCGAUGCUUUCCUUCAAAGAUGCAAAGAUUUGAUUGAGGUGUGUGAAGGUCAGAUGCAUUUUGCUCGGAGGUAUGAAGGUCCAAAAACUUCACUUCCGUGUUUCCGUGGAAUUCGUGGUCCAGAUAUUGUACGUAGUUUGUUGGAGAUUGAAGCUACGUUUGAAAAGAACUUGCAAAUUUUGAAGGACGUUAGAAGAACAAUAUUAGAUGUUAAGGCUACAACUUGGCAUGAUGAUUAUAACAGGUUUCGUUCAGGUGUAAAAGAUUUAGAAGUGAUGGUUCAGAAUGUCAUAUCUUCAGCGUUUGAAAGUAUGAGUCGAGUUGAAGAAGGUGUUGAUAUUCUGGAUGUAUUUCAUCAUUUAUCUGCUAGAGAGGCAAUUCGUCGAACUAUUGAUAAGAAAACAGUGGAAGUGUUUCAACUUUUUAAUGAAGAAUUGAAUACCGUAAAGAAGGAAUUCAAUAAUAAAGCACAAGAUCUUCCACCAAUGCAUCCUAAAUAUGCUGGUAUUGCUAACUGGGCAAGGAUGUUAAAAAAACGUAUCGAUAGACAAAUGAUGGUAUUAAACAAUGCAGUAUUUCUUCCGCGAAUUGGCUCUGGUGAUGAAAUUCGUGCGCAGUACCAUCAACUUGCUCAGGCGUUGGAUGAGUUUGUGAGGAAGACAUUUAAUGAAUGGACAAUGACUGUCGAUAAAGACACUGUUAAAUUAUUGGACACUCCGCUUAUGUGUCGAAGUCAAGAAAAAACAGGAAUGUUGGAUGUGCGUUUUGACAGGAAUUUGUUAAAACUACUGAAUGAAAUCAACUAUUGGGAACAAUUGAUGUUCGAGACGCCACAUUACGUUGCUGACCUUUAUCAAAAGAAAGAAGAUUUAAGAGUUCUUCGCGAAAACGUUCUUCUGGUUGUUCGAGACUACAACAGAAUAAUUGCAGCAUUAUCCUCUGAAGAAAGAGCAUUGUUCCGUGAACGAAUUCGAUUUCUCGACCGAAAGAUCCAUCCUGGGUUGACUAAACUUACCUGGGCGAGUAAAGGAAUUUCUGAUUUCUUUAUUGGAGAAUGCAGACAGAAUUCGAACAAGGUUCAAGCAAUCGUGGAUGAAUACAAAAAUGCAAAUUUGAUGAUAUCCAAGAAUUGUAUAAAGAUUAGUGAAAUGUUGCUGGUCGCUAUCGAUGAUAAACGUGUUUAUGAUAAUCUAGAUUUUGAGGAUGUCCAGAAAAUUCACCGUGAUAUUGUAAUGACAAGACUUAAAGAAAUUCAUGCUGAAAUUGUAUCGACGAUGAAACAAGUUUAUAUCGUCUUUAAAAACGAUGGACCUGAGGUUCAGACUCAUUGGAUUCGUUACACUGAAAAGAUGGACCGCAUGGUUGAAGAGGCUUUUCGUCUCAAUCUGAAGUGGUCACUUCAAGAAUUAUCCCGAGCCAUUAACGGUGAUGGAAAAAACUCUCCAAAUCCUUUAUUCAGAGUUAAAGUAAUCCUUGAAGGAGAUAAAGUGGAAUUUUUGCCAACAUUAUCGAAGCUUGCAAGUAUAGUAAAUGAUACUGCGACACAUUUGUCCGAUUGUCUUGCUGUGUUUCAACGUUUACCUGGACUUUUGACGAAAAAGAGAUCAACAAGACCUCCUAUUCAUGCUUUGUUAUCGAAAGAUGAGGAAAUCAAGAAAAUUCAGACAAGUGUGAACAUUGGAAUGUCUACUAAUGCGUCACAUCUACAGUCAUAUCUUGGUACUUGGGACAGCUAUCGGGAGAUUUGGGAGAUUCAAAAAGAUGCCUUUAUUCGACGGUACCAAAGACUCAAUCCACAGGUAUCUUCAUUUGAUGCCGACAUUGCUAGAUACACUGAAUUAGCGAAUAAUGUGCAGAAGGAAGAGACCGUUUUCAAUAUUGAGUUUGUGCUUUUGGAUUGUUCGCCCUUGAAAUUUUCGUUGCUGAGCCAUUGCAAUGAAUGGCAAAAUAAAUUUACAACUCUUUUGAAUGAAAUGGCGAGCAGCAAACUUUUAGAGUUAGACAAAUUUCUGAAGGAAAACAGUAAGAAAUUAAGUACACCACCCGAGACUUUAGAUCAACUUGGUGAAAGUCUUUCUUUGUUGGAACUACUGCAAACUGAUCUUAGUAAAAUUGAAGCAAGAUUUCCUCCGUUACACCAACAAUUUGCCAUUUUGGAGAAGUAUGAAGUUUCUAUUUCACCAGAGAUCCAAAAAGUAUUGGAUGAUUUGAAUAGUGAGUGGAAUGCAUUUCAGCAAUGUAUAAUCAAUAGUGAAAUUAUGCUGAAGAAAAGUAAGGAGAAAUUUAAAUCAGGCUUACUUUUUUCUGCCGAUGAAUUCAAGAAAACUGUUUCAAUACUUCUCGACGAAUUUCGUAACCGAGGUCCAUUCAGUAGUGAUAUUUCUACUAAUAAGGCUCUGGAAGAUGUUCAUGAUUACAAGACAAAUGUUAGCAAUUUGAAAGAACAAGAAUCGAAGUUAAGAAGAGGAUUGAGCAUAUUUAAAAUUGAACAACCCUCCUCAAAAGAACUUCAACAAAUUGAGAAGGACUUGGAACAUCUUGACCAAAUUUGGCAAAUUACCAAGGAAUGGGAGAAAUUGUGGGAUUCCUGGAAAACCGGACAGUUCGUUGAUUUGAUCACGGAAGAAAUGGAAUCAACUGCGCAAGUGCAGCUAAAAAAACUUAAUAAAGUAAUCAGGGAAGUAAAGGAUCGUAAUUGGGAUAUAUGUGAUUCCAUCAAAGGUCGAAUCGAACAAUUUAAACGUACGAUGCCAUUAAUUCAAGAUUUAAAAAAUCCAGCCAUGCGAAAUCGACAUUGGACGCAAAUUAAAGAAAACAUUCAGAAACCGUUUGAUGAACAAGGUGAUUUUACUUUGGAACUUAUCAUUAAUCUUGGUUUUGAUCAAUACGCGUCCCAAAUAUCUGAGGUGUCAUCUGCAGCAACAAAAGAAUUAUCUAUCGAACAAGCACUGAACUCAAUAUCAUCAUCUUGGGAGACAAUUGUACUGGACAUCGAACCUUACAAAGAUAGAGGUCAUUACAAGCUAAGAGGUACGGAGGAAGUAUUUCAGGUUUUGGAAGAUAAUCAAGUCACAUUAUCAACUAUGAAAGCGUCCCGGUUUGUGAAGGCUUUUGAAGAGGAGGUUGACACAUGGGAAAGGACGUUAUCACUGAUUUUAGAAGUAACUGAAAUGAUUUUGACUGUACAACGGCAGUGGAUGUAUUUAGAGAAUAUUUUCCUUGGUGAGGACAUUCGAAAACAAUUACCACGCGAAUCUGCUGAGUUUGAUGAUGUGAACAGCAAUUGGAAGAUCGUUAUGCAACGUCUAAAUAAUGAUCCAAAUGCAAGAAGAGGAACACAUCAUCCAGGUCUUUUGGAUACUCUUAUUAAUAUGAAUAUGAAGUUGGAAGAAAUCCAGAAGUCAUUGGAUAUGUAUCUUGAAACAAAACGACAAAUAUUUCCAAGAUUCUACUUUCUUUCUAAUGACGAUUUGCUGGAAAUUCUUGGCCAAUCAAAGAACCCAGAUGCUGUACAACCACAUUUAAAGAAGUGUUUUGAUAAUAUCAAAACUUUAAAAAUAGUAAAGCGAGGAAUUUCUCAGAAGAAAGAAGCCAUAGGCAUGUUUUCUGCUGAUGGAGAAUAUAUUGAGUUUGGUCAAAGUGUCUUGUUAGAUGGACCUGUCGAGGCGUGGUUAUGUGACGUUGAACGAAGCAUGAAAUGGACAUUGAAAGAACUAUUAAAACAAUGUCGUCUUGCUUUGAAAAAAAACACAAACAAGAGGGAUAAAUGGGUAAAAGAUUGGGCAGGACAGUUAAUCAUAACUUCCAGUCAACUUCAAUGGACCAAUGAUUGUACAAAGUCACUUACAAGCACCAAAGAACGCGGUGACAAAAAAGCAUUGAAAAGCUUAAAAAAGAAACAAGUAUCCAUAUUGGAUAAAUUUUCCGACAUUAUUCGUGGUAAUUUAACAAAGCUUCAACGUCUAAAGAUUGUGGCUUUAGUCACCAUCGAAGUUCAUGCGCGUGAUGUAAUUGAGAAGCUUAUAAAGUCUGGUUGCAAUGACGUCAAUGCUUUUGAUUGGUUAAGUCAACUGAGGCUUUAUUGGGAAAGAGAUAUUGAUAAUUGUGUAGUGAAGCAGACUAAUACAGAGUUUGAGUAUGGAUAUGAAUAUCUUGGUAAUUCUGGACGUUUGGUCAUCACUCCUUUAACUGACAGAUGUUAUAUGACUCUGACAACUGCGCUUCACUUACAUCGUGGUGGAAGUCCUAAAGGUCCGGCUGGCACUGGAAAAACUGAAACUGUAAAAGAUCUGGGCAAGGCUCUAGGUAGUUAUGUAAUUGUCGUCAAUUGUUCAGAAGGAUUAGAUUAUAAAUCCAUGGGCAGAAUGUACAGUGGACUUGCUCAGACAGGUGCAUGGGGAUGUUUUGACGAAUUUAAUCGUAUCAACAUUGAAGUAUUGUCCGUGGUUGCUCAACAAAUUCUGUCUAUUCUGUCUGCCCUUGCUGGUGGUCUCUCUCGAUUUGUGUUUGAAGGAAGAGAGAUCACCUUAGUAUGGUCAUGUGGUAUCUUUAUAACAAUGAAUCCAGGUUAUGCUGGUCGUACUGAGCUGCCUGACAUUAAAAGUAUGUUUCGUCCCAUAUCUAUGGUCGUUCCAGAUUCUGCUAUGAUAGCAGAGAUUAUUUUGUUUGGUGAAGGCUUCAAUAAUACUAAGGUGUUAGCCAAAAAGGUGCAUACAUUAUACUCGCUAGCUGUUCAGCAAUUGUCAAAACAAGACCAUUAUGACUUUGGCCUGAGAGCCUUAACUUCCGUUCUUCGUUACGCUGGCAGGAAGAAACGUGCUAAUCCAGAUAUGGCCGACGAAGAGGUUAUAUUAUUGUCGAUGUGUGACAUGAAUAUUGCGAAGUUAACUGCUCAAGAUUUACCUUUGUUUCUUGGUAUUGUUCAUGAUCUUUUCCCUGGUAUUGAAAAGCCAGUCAUCGACUAUGGAAAGCUGCGAAACGUAAUUCUAAAAGAACUGAAAGAUGCAGGUUUGCAAGAACAUCCUACAACAGUUGUGAAAAUUAUCCAACUUUAUGAAACAAAGAAUUCCAGACAUUCAACAAUGAUAGUUGGGAAAACUGGUUCUGGUAAAAGUGUCAGUUGGCAAAUGCUACAACAAGUGUUGAGCACAAUGAAAAAAGAAGGAGUUGCUGGAUAUAAUCUUGUGAAGGAAUAUCCUUUAAACCCUAAAGCGUUGUCUCUUGGUGAACUUUACGGUGAAUUUGAUUUAAAUACAAAUGAAUGGACUGAUGGCGUAUUGUCCAGUGUAAUGAGGCAAACGUGUUCAGAUGAAAAAUCGGAUGAAAAAUGGAUUGUUUUUGACGGUCCUGUAGAUACGCUAUGGAUUGAAUCAAUGAAUUCUGUUAUGGAUGAUAAUAAAGUUUUGACAUUAAUUAAUGGUGAACGUAUUGCCAUGCCUGAUCAGGUUUCUUUGUUGUUUGAAGUAGAAGAUCUUGCAGUUGCUUCGCCUGCUACUGUAAGUCGUUGUGGUAUGGUUUUCAACGACAUUGUUGAUCUAGGAUGGCAACCUUAUGUUGAUUCUUGGUUGAAAAAAAGACAAGACAAGAGGUCAAUUGAACACUUGCAAAGGCUUUUUGACAAGUUUGUUGAAAAAUGUCUCACAUUCCGUAGAGUAAACUGCAGAGAACCAAUACCUUCUUCUGAGUUGAACUCAGUUGUUUCUCUUUGUGCGUUGUUUGAAGCCUUGGCUACCGAAGAAAAUGGGGUUCAUCCACAUAAUGAUAACUAUCCACGAUUGAUCGAAAUGUGGUUCUUAUUCUCCCUUAUCUGGUCCAUUGGUGCCACUGUUGAUGAAGAUGGUCGUAAAAAAAUGGAUAAUUUCUUACGAGAACUUGAAGGACAAUUUCCGAGUAAAGAUACAGUGUAUGAGUAUCAUGUUGAUAUCAAACAAAGUACAUGGUUGUCUUGGGAAGAUAAGCUUAGAAGUGGCUGGCGUUAUAACCCAAGUGAGCCAUUUUACAAAAUCAUCGUUCCAACUGUCGACACAGUACGAUAUGAUUUCUUGGUCUUUAAUCUUAUCAAGGCUCAUCGUCCUGUUUUAUUAACUGGACCUGUUGGUACAGGAAAAACAUCAGUUUCCCAAACUGUUUUAUCACGUCUUAAUCCUAAAUCAUAUUCUAUCUUGACCAUUAAUAUGUCUGCUCAGACGUCCUCGAAUAAUGUACAAGAUAUUAUCGAGAGCAAAGUAGAAAAACGAACAAAAGGCGUUUAUGUUCCUGUUGGUGGAAAGCAAUUGCUAACAUUCCUUGAUGACUUUAACAUGCCUGCGAAGGAUACAUUUGGUUCACAACCUCCUCUUGAGUUGAUGAGACAAUGGAUAGACUACGGAUUUUGGUACGACAGAACAAAACAAACAGUGAAACAUGUCAAGGAUAUGCACCUGCUUUGUGCUAUGGGUCCACCUGGUGGUGGAAGAAUGGUUAUAUCUCGUCGUUUACAAAGCAGGUUCAAUCUCAUCAACAUGUGUUUUCCUCAGGAAAGUCAAAUCAAGAGGAUAUUUGGUACAAUGAUUAAUCAAAAGUUACAAGACUUUGAAGAAGAAGUAAAGCCUCUUGGUGACUUGAUGACACAGGCAACCGUUGAUCUAUACAACGCUAUUGUUGCAAGAAUGUUACCAACACCGACAAAAAUUCAUUACCUUUUUAAUUUGCGCGAUAUUUCCAAGGUAUUUCAAGGUCUUCUACGAGCCAGGAAAGAUUUUCAAGAUUCAAAAUCGGCCAUGACACGGUUAUGGAUCCAUGAAUGUUUUAGAGUUUUUUCUGACCGUCUGAUUGACGAAAAUGAUAAAGAGUCUUUCACUACCUUGGUCAGUGACAAGCUUGGAACACUAUUUGAUCUUACAUUUCACAAUCUUUGUCCAAAUAGACAACCUCCCAUUUUUGGUGACUUUAUCAAAGAAGGAGAGAUUUAUGAAGAUUUAUCCGACUUUCCUGUGUUGAAAAAAUAUAUGGAAGAUCAACUUGAGGAUUACAAUAUGGAGCCAGGGGUCAUCCCUAUGUCCCUUGUCCUUUUUAGAGACGCAAUAGAACACGUUACUCGAAUAGUUCGUGUUAUUGGUAAACCUCGGGGCAAUAUGUUGCUCGUUGGCAUUGGUGGAAGUGGUCGACAAAGUUUGACGAAAUUAGCUGCUUAUUUGAUUGGUUUUAAAGUUUUUCAAAUCGAAGUGACCAGAAAUUACAAAAAAACUGAGUUCAGAGAUGAUUUAAAGAAACUGUAUUUCAUGACUGGUGUAGAUUAUAAACCAACAAUAUUUCUCUUCAACGAUACUCAAGUGUUAGAGGAGAGCUUUCUCGAGGACGUUAACAACAUCCUAAGUAGUGGUGAAGUUCCUAAUUUGUAUAAACCAGAUGAAUUUGAAGAGGUACGAAACGCUAUUUCUGAAGUCGCUAAGAAAGACGGUAUUUUAGAUACUCCUGAAUCGAUGUUUUCUUACUUCAUUGAAAGAGUUCGAAGUAAUUUGCAUAUCGUCUUAUGCAUGAGUCCUGUGGGUGAUCCUUUCCGGAAUCGUAUAAGAAUGUACCCAGCGUUUGUAAACUGUACAACGAUUGACUGGUUUAGCGAAUGGCCUAAUGAUGCUCUACUUGAAGUUGCUGAGAAAUAUUUGGAACCAAUGGAACUGGGAGAUGAUGAGACAAAAAAAAAUAUGGCAGAAAUAUUUGUCAACACUCAUCGAUCUGUUGUGAACAUGUCAAACAGAAUGUUGUUGGAAAUGAAACGUCAUAAUUACGUCACACCAACUAACUAUCUCGAACUUGUUUCUGGUUAUCAAAGUUUGCUUGCUGAGAAACGUAAAGAACUUGGUGAUGCUGCUGCUAAGUUGAAAAAUGGUUUGGAUCGAAUUGAUGAAACUAGAGCUAAGGUUGAGUCUAUGUCGAUUGAGUUAGAGGAAGCUAAAGUAAAAGUGGCAAAGUUUCAGAAAGAAUGUGAAGAAUAUUUGGUUGUUAUCGUUCAACAAAGGCGAGAUGCUGAUGAACAACAAAAAUUUGUUGCUGCUCGUAGUGAAAAGAUUGCCGAAGAGGAAGAAAAAUGUCGUGUGAUGGCGGAUCAAGCUAAACAUGAUCUUGAUGAAGCUUUACCAGCACUUGCUGAAGCAAUGAAGGCUUUGGAAGCACUCAAUAAAAAAGAUAUGACUGAAAUAAAGUCGUAUGGUCGACCUCCUGCCUUAGUUGAAAAGGUAAUGGAAGCUGUGAUGAUCUUACGUGGUAAUGAACCUACCUGGGCUGAAGCUAAGAGACAACUAGGCGAACAAAAUUUUAUUAAACAGCUUAUCAACUUUGACAAAGAUAAUAUGUCUGAUAGAGUGCUGAAAAAAAUAGGAACAUAUUGCUCUCAAGCAGACUUUCAACCUGAGAUUAUCGGUCGCGUUUCUUUGGCGGCAAAGUCAUUGUGUAUGUGGGUUCGGGCUAUGGAGGUAUAUGGUAGGAUAUAUAGGGUUGUUGAACCAAAAAGACAAAGAUUGAACCAAGCGACGAGUCAACUAAAUGAAAAACAAGCCAUUCUUACAGAAGCAAAGGCAAAACUGAAAGAGGUAACAGAUAGAAUGGAAGAGUUGAAGAAGCAAUAUGAUAAAAAACUAGCUCAAAAGGAAGAGUUGAGAAAGAAAGCUGAAUUGACCGAAUUAAAACUUGACCGUGCAGGAAAGUUAGUAUCUGGGUUAGCUGGUGAAAGAGAUCGAUGGGAAGCUAGCGUUAAGAUUCUUGAGGAAAACAUUCGUUAUUUAGUUGGGGAUAGUUUAUUGGCUGCUGCUUUUCUUUCAUAUGCUGGACCAUUUCUUUCAAACUACCGCGAUGAACUCGUUAUGCAAAACUGGAUUGCUCAAGUCAGAGAAUUAAAAGUUGCAUGUACUCCAAAAUUCUCGUUUGCUGAUUUUCUGGCGAAGCCAACAACUGUUCGUGAAUGGAAUAUUCAGGGUCUUCCAUCAGAUCAAUUCUCCACAGAAAAUGGCGUCAUUGUUACUCGUGGAAACAGAUGGCCACUUAUGGUUGAUCCACAAGGGCAAGCCAUAAAAUGGAUUAAAAAUAUGGAAAACAAAAAUGGCCUCAAAAUAAUCGACCUUCAGCAAUCAGAUUAUUUAAGAACUUUAGAAAACGCUGUUCAGUUUGGCUCUCCUGUAUUACUUCAAAAUGUUCAGGAAGAACUUGAUCCAUCCCUUGCCCCAAUUCUCAAUAAAUCAUUUAUAAAACGAGGAAAUUCUAUGUAUAUCAAGAUUGGUGACAAGGAAGUGGAGUAUAACGCUGAUUUUAGGUUUUAUAUAACAACCAAACUAAGCAAUCCACAUUAUACUCCAGAAAUUUCUACAAAAGCUUUAAUCGUAAACUUUGCUGUAAAAGAACAAGGUCUUGAGGCUCAAUUACUUGGCAUUGUUGUUCGUAAAGAGCGUCCAGAACUUGAAGAACAGAAAGAUAAUCUUGUCAUCAACAUUGCUGCUGGCAAAAAAAAAUUAGAAGAUCUAGAAGAUCAAAUACUGAGACUUCUGCAAACUGCUCAAGGAUCUUUAUUGGAUGACGAAGAGUUAGUGAAUACGUUAAAUUCAUCAAAGCAGACUUCACAAGAAAUUGGUGAACAGUUACAAGUCAGUGAACAAACUGAAAUCAAAAUUGACGCUGCUCGAGAGGGCUAUCGAUCAUGCGCACAACGUGCGUCGAUAUUGUUCUUUGUGCUCAAUGAUAUGGGCUGUAUUGAUCCAAUGUAUCAAUUUUCUUUGGAUUCAUACAUCAGCCUGUUUAAUUUGUCUAUUGAGAAGAGCCAACGCAGUCCCCAGUUGGAAAUACGCAUUCAUAAUUUGAAUGAUUAUCACACUUUUGCGGUUUAUAAAUACACAUGUCGUGGUCUAUUUGAACGUCAUAAAUUGCUUUUCUCAUUUCAAAUGUGCUCAAAAAUACUUCAAGCAGCUGGAAAACUGAACAUGGACGAAUACAAUUUCUUUUUACGUGGUGGCGUGGUCCUCGAUCGAGAAGAACAAAUUGACAAUCCUUGUCCUGAAUUGCUGACGGACACAGCUUGGGAUAAUUUGACGGAACUUGACAAGUUACCUAAUUUCCAUGGACUUGUGACGUCAUUUGAACAGUAUCCACGUGACUGGACUAUCUGGUAUACAAGUGCCCAGCCUGAAACAACACCUUUACCAGGAGAAUGGGAGAAUGCUUGCAAUGAACUUCAACGAAUGUUGAUUGUGCGAUCAUUAAGACCGGAUCGAGUCUCUUUUACCGUAACAUCUUUUAUUAUCAACAAUCUUGGUUCAAAGUUUGUCGAGCCACCGGUGCUGGAUAUGAGUUCAGUGGUUGAAGACUCUACAACAAGAACGCCACUUGUUUUUGUUCUUUCUCCAGGAGUAGAUCCUACAAGUGCUUUGAUUCACCUGGCUGAGAAUUGUGGUAUGAGUGACCGUUUUCAUGCCCUAUCACUUGGCCAAGGUCAGGCUCCCAUCGCAACCAGAAUGAUUAAAGAAGGAGUUAAAGAGGGUAAUUGGGUAUUUUUGGCCAACUGCCAUUUAUCUCUAAGUUGGAUGCCUCAACUGGAUAAACUUGUGGAGCAGUUACAAGUAGAAAAUCCUCAUGUUGAUUUUCGUCUAUGGUUAAGCAGCAGUCCUCAUCCAGACUUUCCAAUAUCUAUACUUCAAGUUGGUAUUAAAAUGACGACUGAACCACCAAAGGGCUUGAAGGCGAACAUGAAAAGACUUUAUCAACUUGUUACCGAACAACAAUUCACUCGACGACAAAAACAAGACAAGUACAAGAAACUUCUUUUUGCUCUUUGUUUCUUUCACAGUGUUCUCCUUGAAAGAAAAAAAUUUCUUAUGUUGGGCUGGAAUAUUAUGUACGGUUUCAAUGAUUCUGAUUUUGAGGUAUCUGAGAAUUUAAUUGGUAUGUAUUUAGAUGAAUAUGAAGAAACACCGUGGGAAGCUCUUAAAUAUUUGGUUGCUGGCGUCAAUUACGGUGGUCAUGUGACGGAUGAUUUUGAUCGAAGGUUAUUAAUGACUUACAUUAAUGAUUUCUUCUGUGAUGCUUCUUUGGAUGCCCCAUACUUCAAGUUGUCAUCUUUACCAACUUAUUACAUUCCAAAAGAUGGACCUUUACAAAGUUACCGAGAAUAUAUCAGCAUGUUACCUAACAUUGAUCACCCUGAAGCAUUUGGACAACAUCCUAACGCUGAUAUUGCAAGUCAAAUUAUCGAAACAAGAAAUCUGUUUGAUACACUGCUUUCCCUUCAACCACAAAUUGCUUCUGUUGGUGGAAUUGGCGAAUCACGCGAACAGAAGGUAUUAGACCUCGCUGCAGAUGUGUUGAAGAGAGUUCCUGAUGAGAUAGAUUAUGAACAGACUGCCAAAAUCAUGUCUGAUGAUCCGUCGCCACUUAAUGUUGUUUUGCUACAAGAGAUAUCACGAUACAACAAACUACUUGGAACAAUCAAAUCAUCUCUAAUUGAAUUGGAGCGUGGCAUAAAAGGACUUGUAGUGAUGUCAUGUGAUAUGGAGGAGACAUUUAAUUGUAUUUAUGACGUUCGUGUCCCACCUCUGUGGGGAAAGGCGUAUCCAUCCAAUAAAGCAUUAGCUAAUUGGACACGGGAUUUAGUUCAUCGUGUUGAUCAGUUUGCAAAAUGGGCCAGCACUGCACAUCAGCCGAUCAUAUUUUGGAUGUCAGGUUUCACCUUUCCGACUGGAUUUUUAACGGCAGUGUUACAAACAUCUGCGAGACAAAACAACAUUUCUGUUGACACUCUGUCGUGGGACUUUACUGUUUCAACUGUUGACGAUAGUAACAUUACCCAGUACCCUAAGGAUGGUGUUUGGAUUCGUGGUCUUUAUUUAGAAGGUGCGGGAUGGGAUAAGAAAAAUGCCGCUUUAAUUGAAGCAGACCCUAUGCAACUAGUUUGUCCUAUACCAACUGUACAUUUUAAACCUGUUGAAAACAAGAAAAAAACUGGAAAAGGAAAUUAUUCGUGUCCUUGUUAUUAUUAUCCCAAUCGUACUGGUACUUCAGAUCGAGCAUCGUAUGUCGUUAGUGUUGAUUUAAAAUCUGGUGUUAUGACUGCUGAUCACUGGGUGAAAAGAGGAACGGCUUUGCUAAUGAGUUUGGAUUAUUAAAAUGUUGUUUUUAUGUAAAGUUAAUAUAUUAUGGUUUGUAAAAAUUUUUUAAUCAAAUCAAGAUUUUUGUGGUUACAUAUCGUUAUAAUUAAUUAUGUAAACAGACUAUGUAGACUUUUCCAGUUAAUUAAUAGGAAAAAAAAACAA